This is a messenger RNA of Microbotryum saponariae, 1485 nucleotides long. NCBI's taxonomy places the organism in Eukaryota, Fungi, Basidiomycota, Microbotryomycetes, Microbotryales, Microbotryaceae. The record is from the annotation of a GenBank genome assembly.
AUGAGUGUGCCUCGUGACGUUCUACUCGACGACCGGCAUCCCUUCCUUCCCCCCACUCUUGCCCUGUUCACGAAACUCGCUUUUUUCCAACCUAUGGCCCGGUUCUACUGGGAGUUCGAAGUCAUAUGGCAAGCCGUCUUGUUGCAAAGCUGGAUCGAGGUCCAAAAUUACCUGUACACCAUGGCUUGGGACGUCAAACGAAGAGAAGCUUCUCUUUCUCAGCAGCGGACAAGUUACAACUUCCUGUCCGCAGAGGUGCGCGAGAUGUGGAGGGAGUCUCAGGACGUGCGUAAGAAGCGAAUCGAGUACGACCCAUAUGCCUGCGGGACGGGUGUGUGUAAGUGGAGGCAUCGUCCUGCAUCGUCGGUGUUCGCCUCCGAACGUGGCUCGCUCAACUCGGCACUCGAGCUGAUUUACGAUAGCCUCUUUCCUCCUUCCUACCAGUCAUACAUAUGCUCCGCAGGAAGUUCAUCAUAGAUUUCAACAGCAAGCACCCCAAACUCGACCCUCCUCUCCAGUGGGGCGACAAUCUUUGUGCUCGCCUCGCCCCGUUCGGCGGUCUUGCGACUCUCGCUGAGGAUCGCCUGCAGUCCCAAGAAAGCACCGUCGCGGAUCCAAGUCAGAGGGUGGGUGCACUUACGAACGAAGAGAAGCGGCACCUGCGAGGUGGGUCAAAGCAGCACUUUUGUCUGAUAGUUCCAGGUACCAGGCUCGUUCGCUGACUGCAUCGCCAUCAGCCUUCGGUGUCCGUUUCGAUUCCAACCCUACCCCCGGUGACGAAACGGAGUUUGAACACGUGAUCGAUACGCGAUCGUUUGGCCGACCUAGAAGAAGUCACCGCGUUUCGACCACGAUGGGAUCCGCGGCUUCGUCUACCAUCACUACUCGGCAUGAACGUGUCUUGUGAUGGAGCGGUGUGAGGGCUGACUCGGAGGCGCUGAGGGCUCCGAUCCAUGAUCGAUCCAGAGCACCUCGAGUCAGGAACUCAAGAGGGAUGAGGGUGAUGAUGAGCUCUGUAGCUGCGAGCUCGAUCGACGCUCCGAAUACGUCACCUGCGCUCGACUCAACAUCAUCACCAUCGGCCUCAGCAGCGUCUUCGUCGUCGUCAUCGUCAUCCGCGCCGUGGCCGAGGGAUCCUCAGUCGCUCGAGUAUGCGCUCCUGUCGGGACUCGCAGGUGGGCUAAUAGGUCAGUCUGAGCCCCAGCGUCUCAUCGAAGUAUGCGUUACUGACUCUAUAUCCCCUCUUUGCCACCCACCUUGCACGACUGCCUCUCCCAUCCCGUGCUUCGUCCAUCCGACGGCUUACCCGUCUCGACCGGUCGUCGCUUCCCCCCCCUCUCCCGCGAAACCUCAACUUGAUUUCCCUUGGCGGCUCCCCACCGUCGGCAAACAGGCUGCAUCGCCAAGACCUCGGUCGCACCUUUAGAUCGAGUCAAGAUCCUCUUCCAAACCCGUGCACCGGACUAUGCUCGAUACGCAGGUUGA